UAAACAACAGAGGAAUGACCCUACCUACCCUGCUUAGCCGCGAUAAGCGUCCACCACCUAACUUAGGUUAAAGGGCCCAGGAUUUAGCGCGGGUCGUGCUUGGCGUUCCACUCUUCUGGAUCCAUUGGCAUCAUGUUUUCUAUAUCAAUCAGCCCACAUCAUUGCAUCUAUUAUUAGCUUUGCUUGUUCGAAAGAAAUAGACAAAAUAUUGGUUUAAGAUGGUUCUUUCUUUCUUUCUUUCUAUUUCAUGGCUCCAGAUCUGUAAUUGAGCAUUAAGCCUAUCCUAUCACUUCCACAUCAAAAGGCGACGAUGUUCUCUACUGUGCAUAGUCUCUGGACGCAGGUAUUUCCUCCACGCCCCCUGUUCACGGAGAAAAACUUGCCGGACCUACAGGGAAAGGUCUAUAUCGUGACGGGGUCAAACACCGGAGUUGGCAAGGAACUGGCCCAAAUUCUUUUCUCCAAGAACGCAAAAGUCUACAUAGCAGCACGCUCAGAGGACAAGGCCAAUAACGCGAUCAAGGAGAUUCUAAAAGCCAACCCUGAUUCCACAGGAGAACUAACUUAUCUACCCCUCAACCUCAGCGAUCUAACAACUAUCAAAUCGUCCGCUGAAAGUUUCCUGUCCAAGGAGAACAAGCUACAUGUCCUCUUCAACAACGCUGGCGUCAUGACGCCGCCCAGGGGCUCCAAGACAGCCCAGGGUUACGAACUUCAACUAGGGGUCAACAACAUCGGCCCCUUCCUCUUCACAAAACUACUAACCCCAACACUCGUAUCCACAGCGAAGACGGAGCCGCCCAACACAGUCCGCGUGAUCUGGGUUUCCUCGAUCGCCAUGGAGACAGGCGCGCCAAAAUCAGUCGGCGUGCCACUAGACAAACUGGAUAAUCUCACCGACAGCAAAUCAUCGCAGUAUCUUAAUUACUCCAUCAGCAAGGCUGGGAAUUACCUGUAUGCCGCCGAGUUUGCGAAGCGAUAUCGCGCCGAUGGGGUUCUCAGCGUAGCGCUGAAUCCGGGGAAUCUUGCUUCGGAUCUCUCGCGGCAUCGAGCGUUUUUGUUCAAGGCGGUGACGCGCCCGAUGCUAUAUUCGCCUGUGCUUGGGGCUUAUACUGAGCUCUUCGCUGGGUUGUCUCCGGAUGUCACUGGCAAGGAGCCAGGUAAUUGGAUUAUACCAUGGGGACGGGUCGUUUCUGUUCGGAAAGAUUUGAUAGAAGCAACCAAAACUGAGGCAGAGGGAGGUAAUGGAACGGCGCUGAAGUUUUGGGAGUGGACUGAGAAGCAAAUUAAUCCUUAUCUUUAAGCCGCCCUUUUUCUCAUCCCUUCUUAUCUUUUCUUUUCCAUGUACUACUACUGUACGCGUACGUGUUGUAUACGCUUAUGAUGGGUGACUGAUCGUGCUGGGAGGUGUAUGCUGAAAAUGUUCAGUUGAAAUAGUAGGUGAAUAAGUAAGGUUAACUAGUGUGUAGUGUUCAAAGGUAUCAGGGCUCUCUGGGUAACAGACCAUUUUCUAUUGUGUCAAGAUGCAAGGGAAAUGCAGGGUCUAAGGGGAUUGAUGUGACGAGCUCAGCUGCAGCUUUAUUAGAAUCUCCAUUAUCAUCGUGUGAGUGGAAAUAAAGGCAGAUGUAUUUCCCAUCUUCCAUAUCCCUAAUCGACCUAGCUAUUAUUGGACGCCUUAAACGCCACCACGAUUAUUUACGAGUCCUGAAGCGAAUCAGCCUAAACAUCAGGCGCCCAAAAUAAAGACCGGAGCGAACUGUUGCCAGAAACAAAAAAUGAAAAAGACCUGGCAAAACCAGCGAUAAGGAAAUCAUAAACAGAACGAGAGUAAAAAAAAAAAAAAAAAAAAAAAAA
Molecule: messenger RNA, 1854 nt
Organism: Blastomyces dermatitidis ER-3
Lineage: Eukaryota; Fungi; Ascomycota; Eurotiomycetes; Onygenales; Ajellomycetaceae
Product: short-chain dehydrogenase
Exons: 3
Coding region: 311-1303 (330 amino acids)
Source: RefSeq, a predicted model, not a curated record